This is a messenger RNA of Dendrobium catenatum, 4500 nucleotides long. RefSeq names its product protein IQ-DOMAIN 14. NCBI's taxonomy places the organism in Eukaryota, Viridiplantae, Streptophyta, Magnoliopsida, Asparagales, Orchidaceae. Gene Ontology annotation, molecular function: protein binding. The record is from RefSeq and is a predicted model, not a curated record. The coding region runs from base 2823 to 4340 and encodes 505 amino acids. The transcript is spliced from 5 exons.
GUAAUGCCCACUGGUUUCAGGUUUUUGAUGCUUGCUGACUAGUUCUCCGUGAAGCUGGACGGCACAAUAUUGGAUGGCCAAUGGCAAUAUCAGAGUACAUGCUAUAUGUUCAAGUGAAGGUUUCGGAUAAGCUAUAUAUAUAUAUAUUUAGAAAAUAUUUUUAUUUAUUUUAAAUUUUGAUAUGUUUCGAAUAGUAAACUACACAGCUUCCAGCCCAACAGUUGGAUCACCUCUAUACAAUACUUGAUGUCAUGUAUACAGGAGGGAAAAACAAGCUGUUUCUCAAGUGCCUGUCCAGCCUUCAAAAGCUUUACAUUCAAGUAAAGUUUGUUGGGAGCAGGGCCCCUGGAGUGAGAAAGUGGUCACUCCUCCAUGAAUCAAAAAGAAAGUUGCAAGGAGUUUCUAUAAAUUCACGAACAAGAAACAAGGAAAAAGUUGCAAAAGAGAUGAAAUAAAAGGGAACUGAUCCUUGAAGAAAUAACCAAUGCCAAGUUUCUUGCAGGAGAAAAAACAAGGAAGCAAUAUAAACUCCUAAGGUCACUGGAGAAGAAACUCCUGUGAAGGAUGACAUGGAUUUUAAUCUAGACUGCCCCCUUAUGGUCAUCUCUAAAGGUUCGUCUCAUUUUUUCUUCUUAUUUUGUUUUUCCCCCAACUUGCUAUAUUUCCCUAUUGCUUUAUAUAUAACAACAUGGCUUCAUAAACAUCCUUCACAAAUAAAAUGCUUUCCAUAUUCAGAAUGCAGUCAUCAUGGUUUAUAUGUAGAUUUUAUUCGCGUAAAAACGUAUAUUCCUACUUGGAUUAUGUUCUUCUGGUUCAACAUUUGAAUUCUACUUCAAAACACAGUGGAAAGCUGUAGACCUGUAAAAGCGGGUUAAUAGAGGCUAGAAUCUUAAAGAUGAAAAUACUAAAUUAUUUUAUUUGAAUUAGGGGUUUCAGAAAAAUUUAGCCCGGAGCAUGCCUUUUAUCUUAUUUUCUACAUAGACCUUGCAAUAUACUCACGUGGAAGAACCAUAAAGAAAUUUAAAAAAAUUUCUAACACUUCAUUAUUUUGGGUAUUUAUAAAAAAAUCUUAAGAGAAUAGCUAAUUAAAGUUCAAGAAUUCAUUCUCAUAUGUAGGGUUGUCAAAAUCUGUCAGGUUCGGGUCAAACCCGAAACUGACCUGACACCAGUUGACCCGUCGUAUUUCAACCAGGCCCGACCUGCAAACAUGCUUUGAAGGAUGCGUUGGAUGGCGCAGGUGACGGCACAGGCGGAGUGAGGCAUCACGGUGAGGGCAUCAUGGCUAGCUCGUUUUGAAGGAGAUGUUGGACAGCGCAGGCGACAGUGCAAGCGGGCGACAGCGAGGCGGCGACGAGACAAAAACGGGAUUUCACGCGAUGAGCGACUCGACAGUAGCACGCAGGGUGAAGGCGUGACGCGACUGCGACUCAACAUCGCGUGUUUUUCCAAACGGGUUAAACCAGGUUGAGUUUGGGUUUUCGGGUCAACUCGAACCCGACCCAUUUUUUUAAAGGAAUCGAAUCCGGGAACCCGAACCCUACCAAUUUCGAAAUCGGGUCGAGUCUAACCCAAAAUUUUUAGGUCUGGCUCGAAUCGAAUUUUCGUGUCGUGUCAAAUAUUGACACCCCUACUCAUAUGAUAAUCUUUCAUUAAAAACAUUGAAAACCAAUGAUGAAAGAUCAAAGUUCAAGAAUUCAUUCUCAAAUGAUAUUUUCUAACUUUCUAAUAUUUUUCUAAACAAUGAAAACCAAUAAAUAUCAAAGUUCAAGAAUUUAUUUUCAUAUACUAGUAUUUUUUAAAUAAUGAAAAUAAAUGGAGGGUAAACAUUUUGAAAAAGGGAACAAUUAGCUAUCGUAUUUUAAGUACAAAUUGUUUUUUUAUCUUUCGCAUUGUUACUUAUUGUGUUCCUUAACAGGCAAUAACUUCGUUCACAAAAUCAAUAGACCCUAAACCUUGUUAAGUCAGGAAAAUCUAAGAGAAGAAAAAAAAAACCAAAUAUACCAUAUAAUGCAAAAACUGAUAUUCAAAUUCUAAAGAAAGAAUGCAUUAGAAUUUUCAAUUAAUAAAUCUCAACUUAAAUAAGAAAAUUAUAAUAGAUAUGUCAUUAAUUGCAUGCAAUGAUUGGAAUUUCUUAAUUCCUUGCCGCCUGAAAUAAAACUUUGGUUGCAACUAGUUCAUAUUUGGAAGAGAAACUACUAGAUGCCAUCAUUCUUUGAAAUAACCAUAUUAAGGUGUUGGCGCGGAUCUUCUCUCCCUAAUUAUAUUCAAGCAUUAUCAUGACAAGGUUUUGUACUUUAUACAUACAACCCUGUUCAUAGAGAUUUCUUCUAACAAAUAUAAAUUAGUUUUCUUUCGUACAAGAAAGGGGAAAAGAUAUUCCAACUAAAAGCAUCCCAUAGCAUAACCUAGAGGUCAAUACCAUAGCUUAAUAAGAUAAGUGUAUGCUUCUGAGAUUAGAAAGUAGUUGAAUGAAUGUGUAUCCUAAACACAAUGCUAAAGUAUUUAUUCAUUACUAGGCUACCCAAGUUGACAUUUUUCACAAUAACCAAUGACAAACAAAACCUGAGGAAGCUUGAAUAUGGAAAAAUUGAUCAUAACAUUAGAGAGAAAUGUUAAAAUGUUUAGCAAAUAAAGCAUCAACAAGUAAGCUAGGGUAAGGAUGUAGCUCUAAGGGAAAGGAAACAAAAUCCAAAAUACAAAUUAUACUGUUAGAGAUGAACUUGUAUAAUUGUUGAACCUUAUAGUGCUCAAUUUUCCCAACUUCAUAUUGCUUUCCUUAACAAUGCAGGAUUGUUUUAAGGUAAACUAGUGAUGCAAAAAGAAUGGGGAAGAAAGGUGGUUGGAUCUCUGCAUUGAAAAAGGCCUUCACCUCAAAAUCCAAAGAGAAAUUUGACACUGGUCCCGGUAACUAUGUUAAGGAGAAGAAGCAGGAGCUAGGAAGGAAAAGACAUGGGGAGGCAAAUUCCUUCAUCCCACUUUAUAGAGAACCAAGCAGCAUCGAGAAAAUCUUGAGCGAUGUAGAGAAAGAGCAGCAAUACAGGGCAAAUCAAGUGUCCUACAAAAAAGUUCAGCAGCCAAAAUCUCCAAUAACCAGACUAAAUACUGGUGCCAACAUAUCACAAAAUGUAGUUUCAGAUAAGGCAAAUAGUUCAGAGAGGAAGGCAACAGUUGCUCCAUACAAGGCAAAAUACAUCAUUCCAAGCAAGCAUGCAAUCAUACGCAACAAUAAAUCCAUCACCCCAAAUCAUGUUCACAUUUCUGCAACCACGAUUCAGGCAGCUUACAGGGGUUAUAUGGCUAGGAAAAGUUAUAAAGCACUGAAAGGUCUGCUACGGCUCCAGAACAUGAUGAAAGGGCAGAGCAUAAAGCGUCAAACAAUGAACACAAUGAGAAGCAUGCAGCUUCUUGUGAGAAUCCAAACGCAAAUACAUGCAGGAAGGCUUCGGAUGAUAGAAAACCAAAACAUCCAUCAAAACCAGAUAUCAUGGAGGAGCAGCAAAGAAACCUUCAGCAGCUUAAGCAAGUGGAACGCCACUAAUCAAUUGGACCGAGAAGCUUAUAAUGAGUGGGAUGACAGCAUGCUGACAAAAGAGGAAAGGGAUGCUAAUUUAAAAAGAAAGGUGGAGGCUGUCAUGAAGAGGGAAAGAGCGUUAGCAUAUGCACACUCCCAUCAGUUGCUGACAACAACGCCCAAGAUUGCUCAUGCGGCGCACACAGAUGCUCGGUCAGGUGGGGCUCCAGUAUGGUGGAACUGGCUCGAUCGUCAGAACCCCUCGGUAUCCCACCACGCCGACACCCCGGCACCGCCGACCCCCAGGCCCUCGUCAGCCGCCACCACUGCCUGCGCCGCUCAUCACCGUCCCAGCAGCCGCAGAAAGCAACCAAAAACACCGUUCGAUGGCUACACCCCAAAGUUCUCAAGGUCGCUUCACACGCACAAUUCAUCGAACAGGUGGCAGGCCAUCCACUUGAGACCCGCCCUCAGGGACGACGACAGCCUCACAAGCUGCCCGCCCUUCACGGCUCAGCUUGCGCCGUCGGUAACAUCAGCGACAGCAAUUCCGAAUUACAUGGCUCCCACAGUCUCAGCUAAGGCGAAGGUAAGGGCCACCGCCAUGGAGAGCGGCGGAGGAGCAAAGGAAGGCAAAAGGUUUUCUUUUGCACUGAGCCAGAGCAUCGGAUCCCUGAGAUUGUUUUCUGCAAUGAAAAAAGCGGCUCCAGUGGUGCCUACGGCGAAAAAGGCAGGCGGUAAGCACCGGUCGAUGAUGUCAGUCGGGGAGCUGAGCGUGGAUUCCACCGUCUCCCUCCCUGCGGGUUUGGGAAAGAAACCUUACAAGUAAUUUGUGCAUUAUUUAUAUUUCAUAUCUAUUUUGGAUUAUUACGUGUUGUCGAAGGUCAAUUAAGAUGUGUCAUAUCAUCUGAUAUAUCUUAAUUGACCUUCGGAUAAUAUCCGGUGAUCGCACGUAAUAAUUUCGCUUUAUUUUAUGACCUAUCGUACCC